Ostreococcus tauri is the source of this 1311-nucleotide messenger RNA. Its product is annotated as NADP-dependent oxidoreductase domain. Gene Ontology annotation, molecular function: oxidoreductase activity. The record is from RefSeq and is a predicted model, not a curated record. The transcript has a single exon. Lineage: Eukaryota; Viridiplantae; Chlorophyta; Mamiellophyceae; Mamiellales; Bathycoccaceae. The coding region runs from base 1 to 1311 and encodes 436 amino acids.
AUGGCGCUCGAUGGAUGCCAGCCCCUCGAGCGCUUCAUGAAGAAGGAGUUCGCCGGUCACGGCGCCGGUUCGGCGCAGAAGAGCUGGUCCUUUUGCCCGAGCUCGCGGGACGACGGCGCAUCGCGAGCGAACGCGCGUCACGCACAGCCGGCGCGAUCGUACGAGUACAGCGUGAGCGGAUACGUGAACGGAUACAAUCCGACGCUCCCGGCGUACGCGCCGACGCGAGCGCAGAUGGAACAGGCGCAGAGGGAGGGUCGAGACCUCGCGCGCGCGCCUCCGGGACAGACGUUCCGAAAACCGACGGCGGUGUGGGACGGACCGGCGCCGAGGGGUGAUCCGACGAAACCGGCGCCCGGAACGCCGUAUUACCAGAGAGAACCGGAGGAAGAAAAGUUUGACGCGACGAAGGAGACGAAGGACGUGCCGAUCACCGGAGGUGGACGACUUCCGAUGGUGGGCGUGGACUCGAGCGCGGCGGCGCUCGGAUUGGAGCGCGGAGUGACGCACGUGUCGUGCGGAUCAUCGAACGAUGCCGCGCUGAGCGAGGCGGGUAAGGCGAUCGCGGCACACGGUGAUCGUCAGAGCGUGUUCGUGAGCGCCAAGUUGCGUCCGGAUGAACACAAGAGCGUGGACGCGGCGCUGUCCGCCAUCCUCUCCGCCUUGGGCAUCGAGUACUUGGACUUGUUCUCUCUCGAGUGGCCGGUGGUGCACAAGCCGGGGACUACGGAGGUGGACUCCGAGGGAAGUUUGGAGGAGACCUGGGCCGCGCUCGAGAAGUGCGUCGCCGACGGUCGCGUCAAGGCGCUCGGCGUCGCCAACUUUUCCGUCCCGGCGGUGGAGCGUUUGAUGAAGUGCUGCAAGGUCAAGCCUGCGGUGAACGAGGUCGAGCUCCACCCGCUCUUGGCGCAGCGCAAGCUCGUUGGCGUGUGCCGCCGUUACGGUGUCACCGUUCUCGCCCAUACCUCGCUCGCGAACGGCGACGAGCAACUCCUCGAGCACGCCAAGCUUGUCCAAGCCGAGGCGGAUGAACGCAACAAGCAGAGUGCCAAGGCGCUCCUCACGCGUUGGUCCAUCCAGCGCGGAGUUCCGCUCGUCAUCAACGCCUCGAGCGCCAUUGCGAUCGACGAGUGUCUCGCCGCUCGAACGUUCAGAUUGACGAACAAGCAAAAGGUUCUCCUUGACGACAUCGAACCGAGCCCCAAGGUCGGCGGCGUUCGCUUUUACAAGCCCGACUUUGAGUUCACCUUCGACGACCCAUUCCUCGGCGGCGCGUGGUGGCGACCUGGAUUGGAGCUCGUCCCUAACUGA